AAGAGUAUCAGCAUGAUUUUGAAAAGGGCAAGACAGAGUUGUGUUUAGGGAACUAAAUAGCUGUGUUGGUGCAAGGUCCAUUGAUUUUUUAACUGUGUUGUGCUUGAUAUCCUUAUUGUGAAAGUUAUUUUUUUGAAUGUAGUAUGUUCUUAAUUUUUCUCACCAGUAUGGAGGAAUUGAAAAUAGUACCGUAACGAAACCAUCAUUUGAAAACAAAACUUUCAUUGCUCAGCUUCUGUUAGAAGAGAAAGGAAAAACUUUGCUAGAGAAAUUGCUUUUAAUGACUUCUGAAGAAGAAUACAAGGGCUAAGAAAGACGUAGCUUGUUUUUACAUAGCAUACUUAAUACGCAUUGUAAAGUAUCCAGCAAGGAGAAUGAGUAACAGACUGAAGAACAAAAGAAAGAGCAAGUGCAUCCCUAGGACGCCAUCUGGGAAGGUUUUUGCUUUCCUGCCUAUGUAGAUCCUAGGUUCUGCCAGUGAGGUGUAAAUUGCAGGAUGGAAACCUGAAACACUGGUUUGCUGAAUGCAGAAAUUUGGGUCAAGAGAGUUAAGCAGAGAUGUGCAUUCCCAUUAUUUGCAUUUGAAAAAUAUUCAGUUUUGAAAAUUGAAAAAUGAAGAGUUUAAAAACUUCAUUAUCUGAAAGAGAAAGUCGAGAAAUGUCUACCAAUUUAAAAUACCUUUCCUUGGGCAUCCUCGUUUUUCAGACCACAAGUUUAGUCUUGACCAUGCGUUACUCUCGGACACUGAAAGAAGAAGGACCUCGUUACUUAUCCUCCACUGCAGUAGUCAUUGCUGAACUUCUGAAGAUUUUGACCUGUGUUUUAUUGGUCUACAAAGACAGUAAGUGCAAUUUACGGACUCUGAACAGAGUGCUGCAUGAUGAAAUCCUUAACAAGCCGAUGGAAACUCUUAAACUUGCUAUUCCAUCAGGAAUUUACACUCUUCAGAAUAACUUGCUGUAUGUAGCAUUGUCAAACCUAGAUGCAGCCACAUACCAGGUUACAUAUCAACUGAAAAUUCUUACCACAGCAUUGUUUUCUGUAUCCAUGUUAAGCAAGAAACUGGGUAUAUACCAAUGGCUUUCAUUAGUAAUUUUGAUGACAGGAGUGGCAUUUGUGCAGUGGCCUUCAGACUCUCAAGCAACAGCCGCUAAGGAACAUUCAGCGGGAUCUCAGUUUGUAGGCCUGAUGGCAGUUCUUAUAGCAUGUUUUUCUAGUGGAUUUGCUGGGGUUUAUUUUGAGAAAAUUUUAAAGGAAACUAAACAGUCUGUGUGGAUCAGAAACAUUCAGCUUGGUUUUUUUGGUAGCGUAUUUGGAUUGAUGGGCGUAUAUAUUUAUGAUGGAGAGCAGCUGUCAAAGAAUGGAUUUUUUCAAGGAUAUAAUAAACUCACUUGGAUAGUUGUUGUUCUACAGGCACUUGGAGGCCUUGUGAUUGCUGCUGUUAUAAAAUAUGCAGACAACAUUUUAAAGGGGUUUGCAACAUCUCUCUCUAUUAUACUGUCAACACUGAUUUCCUAUUUCUGGCUGCAAGAUUUUGUCCCGACAAGCGUCUUUUUCUUCGGAGCCGUUCUUGUAAUAGCAGCUACUUUCCUAUACGGUUACGAUCCAAAACCUGCAGGAAAUCCCAUUAAGGCAUAGCAGACUUCCUUAUCAGCCUGCUUCUCAAGAUCAUGUACUGGGUGCCUCGCUAACAAUGGCGUGUGGAAGAGGGCAUUGUGCACUGAGGGAAAGGAUUACUACACUGAGUCUAAUGAAGAAGUGCUUAUGAGUAGUUUUGAACAAGCAGAGGAGUUAAAGAUGGAUGAUGAUACUGUAUGUAACUGAUGAAGAAAAGGGCGGGGGAAAGUCCAGUGCAGCUCGCUAAUAAAAACUUGAAAGGAACCAAAAGUUUCCAAGAAACCACAAUUAGGAAUGUUUACAGCUUCGACCUGGAAUUGCAUCAAAAGAAUUUCCUGUUUUGGCUGCUGCAGAAAGGUCCUAUGCACUCUUUGAAAGAGCACAUGACAACGUUGUCGGAUUGUAUGUUUUCACAAUUUGACUAUAUUUAAUCUUAGUAAAUUUUAACUGUCUAUUUACAUGAAAUCAACUGAAUACACAUCUUAGUUCUAAAGUGAUGGUUCUAAUUAGAUAUUCUUUAUUAAAACUGUGAAAAUUGAAGUAUGAUUGAAAGACCUUUUCACAAUAUCAAAUAUUUUUAUAUUUUUAGAAGGCUGAUUUAAUAACAGAAAUCUGUAUUCUGUUACAUAUAUAAAACUAUUUUAAGAAUGUUAACAUUCUCACCUAAGUACACAAAGGGAGAAAUUCAGAGUGAAAGCUAGAAAUCUGUGACGAUCCUCCAACCUUCAUCAGGACGGCCAUUAAUGUUCCAAAGGAUCCUGUAACCCUAUGAACACAGGCCAGAGGUUACUGCAGGAAGCUCGCGCUAUGGCUAGGGUUGGGAUGGAGUGCUUGCUCAGAUGCAAUGUUCAUUCCUUUAUUUUUUUUUUUUGAUUAUAAAUCAACUUGUUGGUAGAAAGUAGUUUUUAUGCUUUAAAUAUCCUCUGGGGAUUUUUUUAACUAUAAUUUUUUUAAAAGGCCCAUAAUAAAUAUUUGAAAUGCAUUAGUGUUGUCUGUACAGCUCCAUAUGGAGCCAUUAUGGUAUGUCAUCUGUAUGCUGUACUGUACUUUAUUACAGAGGGGUUUUUUUUAAGUGUUGUUUACUCAUGAACUUCCCGAGGCUGUUUCAGUACAUUUGUAUGUAAUUGCUUAACUAGAGAUUUUUUUUAAUUAUUUUAUUCUGAGAGUCCGUGAGCCAGCAGACCAAAAUGGGUUCUCUAGAGCUAUUCAGUCUAGUGGUGGAAUUACUUUAAUGGAAAAGUAAUUUAUUGUGCAAUAGGUUAAUGUAAAAGCAUGCUAUCCAUUUGUUUUGAACCAAAAAAGAAAAAAAACCCCAACACCUAGAACCAGUGAGGCUGUUACGAACACUUUGCUUGUUAAAGUAUUUGCAUGUAGCCAGUUGAGCCAGAAGCGCGUGCACAUACAAAAAAAAAUGGCAGAACUAAUGAACAAAAAAAGCUAUCUUAAAAAUCAUUUGUUUUCAGGAGGCAUUUUCACCACGGGUAUUAAUGUAAAGUGACUUAUCACCCAUGUGUUACACUUGUGAAAGUAUGAGUUUAUACAGUAAGAUAUCAACAGUCCCUUAACUGUAGAAUGAAGAGUGGUGCAAAUGUUUAAUUCUUUUUUUUUUCCCCUUACACUUUCUCACUUCUUUCUUAUGCUAAUGAAAAUCUUGUCAUAAGUGGUGCUUUUAAAAGUUUAUUGAAGUAUCUCGUCCAGCUUUCCAGAACGUUUUAGUGAUAGAUUGGCAAGAGACAGUUUCAUAAAAGUGCUGAGAUUUUCUUUUUUAAAUAAAGUAUUGCAAAUACAGAAGGAAAAAUUCCACGUACAUCAGCCAAGUAAGAAUACUACUUUCUUCCAUUGAUGCUAACAUAGGUUAUCAACUUUUUGUUCGUAGUAUUGGAGUAAGAAAGUUUUAAAAAAAAAAUAAUCAGGCUUAUGCCAAGGGUUUGCUAACCUUUCUGAACUGCAAAUCUACUCUGGCAUGCCAUAAUUGCAGGAGCUAUGUUAAUAGGUGGUCAAAACUCUCCCAUGUUACAUUAAAUAGACAUUCUACUUUAAAUAUUAAACCUUUCACCUGUAACACUCAAUGUGGCAAAAUCUAUCACAAAUUACGUAUAGUCACUUUACUACUGGAAUACAAUGUGAGGUGGAAUGUUGGCCCGCGUCACCGUGCGAAAGCGUAGUGUCGGAAGGGAAGAGGGCAGUAUUCCCGGACAUGACUGAGAAGUGUUGGGAGCGAUAUUACCUGAAUUGGAGUUUGGGUUGGACAAUAAUACUUACAAUUUCAUGAAUCACAGUAGUGGAAAUGUUCAGAUGAUAGUAAUUGAUUACUUACCUGAGAAGUUUCUUUUAAAAAAAAGGGAGGGGGGAGGAAGGGACAGGUUGAGAACACUUUAAAACCAGUUGCACAGUAAGGAAGUAAAUGGGCUGGAAAAAAAAAAAAAAGACGCCAUGCUGCUGGAGUGCUGUUUAAUAUAACCCAGCUUAAAUAUGCACUAACGUACUUAAGCAUCAGUUUAAAAGAAACAGGAACGUGUUCUUUUUGCCUUUCAAUAGAAUAAGCAUCUCUUGGCUUUGGAAAA
Molecule: messenger RNA, 4181 nt
Organism: Struthio camelus australis
Lineage: Eukaryota; Metazoa; Chordata; Aves; Struthioniformes; Struthionidae
Source: RefSeq, a predicted model, not a curated record